Molecule: messenger RNA, 5618 nt
Organism: Zootoca vivipara (common lizard)
Lineage: Eukaryota; Metazoa; Chordata; Lepidosauria; Squamata; Lacertidae
Gene: NFYB
Product: nuclear transcription factor Y subunit beta
Biological process (GO): regulation of transcription by RNA polymerase II
Cellular component (GO): CCAAT-binding factor complex; nucleus
Molecular function (GO): protein heterodimerization activity; DNA-binding transcription activator activity, RNA polymerase II-specific; RNA polymerase II cis-regulatory region sequence-specific DNA binding
Source: RefSeq, a predicted model, not a curated record
GUUUGUGGCUCUGGGAUGCUGGCUCUGGGGUGCCAUUUAGGUGGGGUGGGGGUGUUAUUUUCCUAGCUUCCAAAUGUUCAAACGUUACCAGUUACAGUACUUCUGUCUUGUUACGGGAGGUUUGUCCUUUGUCUCACACACUUGAGCUUCUUUUUCCAUCCUCCCCAGUCCCAUUAAUUGAGAAGUCUCCUUGUCACUGGAUCAGGCAUCCCCAGACUUCGGCCCUCCAGAUGUUUUGGACUACAGUGCCCACCAUUCCUGACCACUGGUCCUCUUAGCUAAGAAUCAUGGGAGUUGUAGGCCAAAACAUCUGGAGGGCCGAAGUCUGGGGAUGCCUGCACUGGAUCAUAGCUACCUUCAAGCCACCACACAUGUUAGGAAUGUGUUUGUGGAAAUCGGAGAACACUGUUUUAUAGAGUUCAUUUACACAGCUACUGGAAUUGUUCAAUCCUCAGACUUGUUCCUGGCCCCACCUGCCUAGUGUGAAUGUGCCCAUCAGAUUUGAAUUGUUUAUGUGAAUCCUAAGAGUACAAACUAGCUGGUUGGCAUGAGUUCUGUGAUUUUUUUUCAAAACAUAACUCAGUCAUAGAACUCUGUUCCGUUUUGCAUACCAUAACUGAUCUCUAUUUAUUUGUCUAGUCAAAAAGUCUGUGAAGGUGGAAAAACAAGCCCAAGUUGCAGUUAUGUGAACUAACCCAUUUUGAAGACUUCCUCUUUUGUUAGGGCAGUUUAUGUUUCUCCUUUAUAUAAAGGCUUUUCCUGGGGUUGCCUACCAACACUGAAUAGCAUUAGCUUAGGCCUGCUGUAAACAAACUCUAGGUAACUCACAAGAUGCUGUAUGACAAUUCCAUGCUGACAUGGAAUUCUCAUGCAGGAACAAGACAGGUUGACAGAUCUUGUAUUGGUUGCCUUUGUCUGCUUGUACGAACUUGUAUGCACAACUCUACCAGCAGAAUGACAGAUACAGCAAACAGUAAAAUACAUAGAAGAGAGUACAUUGAAUUUUUUUUUCAUUUAUGGAAUGCCUAACAUCAAACAGUUUAUAGUGUCAUGGUGCUAGCCAGCCAUGCGCUCUACCACCUAUUCAAGCUUCUCCCUCUCCCCCCCCCCAUUUUCCAUCUUCUCUCCCCAGCAGACACUCAUCAUGUUGUUGUUUUUAAAUCCUGUUAGGAUUUCCCACCCCCUAAAGAUUUUUCGUAAGUGCAGUUUUUGUCCCGCCAUGCCUGCUGGCACGUCCCUCUUGUGGAUGGUGCCAUUUUUGGCUACAUAAAGAUUACCACUUAGAGAAAGAUGUUGAUAGUAUAGAAUGAAUGCAAAAACUUUUCUGAAUCAAAAAGUAUUAUUGUGUAAGGUUAAAGGCCUCUUCUUGCAGCAGUCUUCUUGAUUUCAGCAUGGCCUUAACUAGCCUGAAGGCAAUCUGAUAUGUUCUAGUACUAUAUGCUGAGUAGCUAUACUAGAAUUAACCUUGCUCAUUAAAAUCCUGCUGCAACUGUGCCCAACUUGGGUCUAAUUUUCUUAAGAGCAACAUUCACUUGAAAAUUUGGUCUGAUGGCCUUGUGUAUAUUUAGUAUGAAAUUGUCCUGUAGUUAGAUUGGUUAUUGAACUGAUGGUUGGAAAUUCCAAAACAGGAAAAUGUUGAAGUAGGCUUAAGUACUGUUUGUUUGUUUGUUUGUUUGUCUGUUUGUCUGUUUGUUGGACACCUACUGAAAUAGUCUCAGGGUGACUUAUAAACAGUAUAACACAUGCCAUAAAACAUACAAAUGAAACAAAAUCAUAGAACACGAUUUAAGAAAACAAUGCUAAAAAAAACCACACCAAAAUAUCUAUAGCAUAACUGGUACAAUAGCCAGUUAUCAGUAGAAAAUUAAUUAUAUAAUCAACUCAUCAAAUGUCUCAGAGGAGAGGAAGGUAUUGCCCUGGUGCCAUAAAUAUAUUAACAUCUGCACCAGGGCACCUCACUGGGAGAGUCCCAUGAAUAGGAGAGGUACAACCUUGUUCCCACUCUCUUCACCUCUCUUUGAUGGGGCACCUGGGCUCAGAUGACGACUGCAGGGUCCAUGUAGGCUGCUGUCUGAGGAGAUUUUCCAUCAGGUGUUGGGGUCCUAUGCCAUGUAAAUCUUUAUAGGUUAAAGCCAAUGCUUUGAACUAAACUCAGAAAUGUAUUGGCUGCCAGUGAAGCUAGCCAGAAUUAAUAUAUGAUUAGACAGUCUACUCUCCACAGCCGUCAGGCCACUGCAUUCUUCAUUACCUGCAGUUUCUGAACUGUAUUCAGAGGCAGUCCCAUGCAUAGCAUAUUGCCUUAUUUUAAUCUGGAGGAUACCAGAACUGGUCAGGUUAUCCUUGUCCAGAUAAGGAUAUAGAUGGGGUACCAGCUGAAGCUGGGAAGCGAAGGACACUUUAUUAAACAGAGAUCACUGAUGCAGCAAGUGGCAGUAAUAGAAUUCCCAAGCUACAAACCUGUUUCUUCAGGAGAAGUGGUACUCUGUUUGGAAUCAGUUGAACACAACUCAUCUGGUCAGAAGAAUUGUCCCUUAACAGCAUCUCUGUCUUGUCUGGGUUAAAACUACCGGUAGUAGUUUUUCAGAAAGAAGCUGAAUCAGUGACUUCCAUCAGUAUUAACCCCCUAAAGUGCAGAUCUUCAGACUGUUGAGUUUUUCUAGAGAAAUUGUUGCAUUUUCGUAGUGUGAUGUUUUCAUAUUGCUCUUGUGCUAAAUGAUUUCCAUAAAACCAGGAACAUUUUGCUUUAUUUUACCUGACUAAUACAACAUAGUGUUUUAUUGCAUAAUUUGAAAGUGACAAAUGCUUGAAAAUUAUAUACUGAAAGUUCUCAUCCCAAGUGACCAUUGUGAUAUAAGAUACUGUACCUGUAGACAACUAACUAAUAUUCUGUUAUAAACAAGACAUGCUGGCAGUGGCCUUUUUAUAGGCCUCUGUACAGUUUCCAUCAGUAGGGCUAUUUCAUGUAACUUAAGAAGGGUCACUUUAAACUCAUGAAAUAUCUUCUUAUUUGGAGUCCUAAGUUACCUCUUCCAAAGAACAGUCUUGGCUAAAUGACAAAUCCUAUCAAAUUUGGGUUCUGUACAAAAUCUUAAAGUAAAUUAUUUCAGGUGUUUUCUUCAGCUUUUGCCUCAGCUGUUAACUUUCUUACGUUAGAAAAAGUUGGGUGAAUGAAACUUGUUUUAAAGCAAGGAUUCUAGGAUAGUGGUUGUCAUCUUGCCAACGGUGGUACAUUGGAUCAAAUUAAAAUAAUGGCAUGUUAGACAGGAGGAGAACAUAGAUGCUGUAGUUGCAUUCUGUUAUAAUAAGUAAAUCCUUAAGAGAAAGCACUAGCUGUAGAGUUUUUAUUUAAACUUGAUGGUUAUGCUGAAGCAAAGCCAAAGCAUUAAAGAGGUCAUCUUUAUUAAUAUUUAACAGAAAUAGCAGACCAAUUGCAGUCGUUAACAGUCGUCAACAGGUUUACCAUUCCUAUCAGCCAAUCACCCAUUCCCACCACCCUUCUGAGUAAUACCCCUCCCCACCCUCUGAGUCUGGUGACUUCUGUUUCAGUGUAUCUGAAGAAGUGUGCAUGCACACGAAAGCUCAUACCUAUGACAAACUUAGUUGGUCUCUAAGAUGCUACUGGAAGGAUUUUUAUUUAUUUUUUGUUUCGACUACGUCAGACCAACACGGCUACCUACCUGUAACUAGAAAUAAACUCAGCAUUGUUUAAUGAAAAAUUGUUGAUAACUUCAUAAACAUUGUCUUCAUAAACAUUGUCCCCUAUUAUACAUAAUAUAAAACUGGUAACAUCUCUCAGAAGUACUCAAUUACGGUAUUUAGAUCAGCGUUUCUCAACCGCUGUUCCGCGGCACACUAGGCGACGAGAAGGGCGAUUUGCAUUGUCACGUGCCUGGUGGCCGCCAAUACACACCACUGACCCGCCGGAAAGGAAGCCGGCCGGGUCACGACGCGGGGCGAGCGCAGCUCUCAACAGCCACCACCACGGGAGGGUGGUUUUAGACAAACUUAAAGAAGCUGGCUGGAUGAGCUCAACCUGAAACUUGCUGAGCAAAGGAUUGUGCUGGCAGAGAAAUCAGCGGCUUGUGAAGCCUUAUUACAGGAGAUUGCAACCAACACAGCAAUUGAUGGAUGGUGAUAAUUCUACAACAGAUGCUUCUCAGUUAGGAAUUGCUGGAGACUAUAUUGGAGGUAGUCACUAUGUGAUACAGCCUCAUGAGGAUACGGAGGAUAGCAUGAAUGAUCAUGAAGACACAAAUGGCUCCAAAGAGAGUUUUAGAGAACAAGAUAUAUAUCUUCCAAUUGCAAAUGUGGCAAGGAUAAUGAAGAAUGCUAUACCUCAGACCGGAAAGAUUGCUAAAGAUGCAAAGGAAUGUGUUCAGGAGUGCGUAAGUGAAUUCAUAAGCUUUAUAACAUCAGAAGCAAGUGAGAGGUGUCAUCAAGAAAAACGGAAGACUAUAAAUGGAGAGGAUAUUCUCUUUGCCAUGUCCACUCUGGGAUUUGACAGCUACGUGGAACCUUUGAAGUUGUACCUUCAGAAGUUCAGAGAGGCCAUGAAAGGAGAAAAGGGUAUUGGAGCAGUUACCACAGCAGAUGGCCUUAGUGAGGAGCUCACAGAGGAAGCAUUUACUAACCAGUUGCCAGCAGGCUUAAUAACUGCAGAUGGCCAACAACAAAAUGUUAUGGUUUAUACAACAUCUUAUCAACAGAUCUCUGGUGUUCAGCAAAUUCAGUUCUCAUGAUUUGAAGAUGGCUUUGGAUAUGGAAACUUGAAAGAGAUGGGCAAGGAAAUGGGAAUGCUGAAAGAGAGGGAAACUUUGGUUUAAAAUGGCUGGUGAAAAGAAAAAUGUCACUUUGUAUAUAUAAUAGCUGUAAUGUAGCUGACUGAGGCUUGACUAAUUGAGGUGUGAACUCUGACUCAAACCUUUUUUCAUAAAUGAUUUUAAAAGAAAUUGGAUUUUAAAGGUAUUAAAGUAUUUUUGUUUUGUACAAGAGUUUGUUGCUCUGUAUAACUCCUGUAUGCAUUGUAUAUUGCAAUUUACUACUGUCAGAGAUUUGUAGACAGUUUCUUAUUUUCAUAUUGAAUCAUGUUACUUUUGUAAUUCAAGUAAACAGCUGGGUUUAAUUCAAGUUUACCCUUUGAAUAAAACAUAAGGGUACAGUUCAUUUUGAAUGCAAGUUGCCUUUAUUAUAAAAAAUAAGAUUUUGUUUUGUAACUGUCUUGCAUGACUAAAGUUGCGUUAACAUAUUUAUUAAUAUUUCGACUUUGAAAGGGAAUUCCUCAAGCGCCAGCAGUUCAAAAGAAGUGCUCCCAGUGUUUUAAUGUAAUGAUUGAAUUAAUGUGAAUCCGCAAGUAUCCAGUCUCUAGAUCUUAGCAUUAGAAGCUUGGGACAUAAUCUACCAAGAACUGCUUUGCACAAGUUUUCAUAAGACAAUAACUGUCUUCUGCAGGGCUAGUUCUGUGGAUUGCCUGGUGCCCCAUAACAGUGUUAACUGUACAUUGUAGUGCAGUCCCUAUUUUGCAACAACUAGAAGUAUGUAGUAGUUUCUUUUGUUGAUUCCAUUGACAGGGGCAUUCGUCUCACUGCUUUUGAAAUAAACCCUUUUUAAGUUAUGAUCUC